Messenger RNA from Fulvia fulva, 1860 nucleotides. Its product is annotated as ABC1 family protein MCP2. NCBI's taxonomy places the organism in Eukaryota, Fungi, Ascomycota, Dothideomycetes, Mycosphaerellales, Mycosphaerellaceae. The transcript has a single exon. Gene Ontology annotation, cellular component: mitochondrial inner membrane. Gene Ontology annotation, biological process: mitochondrion organization; lipid homeostasis. The record is from RefSeq and is a predicted model, not a curated record. The coding region runs from base 1 to 1860 and encodes 619 amino acids.
AUGAGACCAUUCCUGUCGCCUUGGGCGGCUCAAACAAUUCCCUUCUAUACACAACGCGCCCUCACCCGAUCGUCUCAACGGAAUGCUCCCUGGAUUUGCCGACAAUGUCAACAACACAGCAUCGUCUCCAAGGCAUAUAAGCAGACAACGCGAUCACGAAAGUCAAUACCGCCAAUAACGCGAUCUUUCUCAGCCUCACAACGACACUUGUCGCAAGCCGGGAAACGAGCAUGGCGCGAGCAAUGGGGCAGAGUUCCGCGCGAACGGAAACGGGUCGCCAUCGCAGCUGCAAUCGCCUUCGUCACAUUUGGCGCCGGGCUGGCCUUCAGUGAGAGAGUGCGCCAUGUAUACAUUGGGAUAGAACGAUCUGGACGGGUUGGCGUGGUCCUCUUCCUGUGCAUUCGGGAUUACCUGAAGAUCCUCAAGCGCGAAGAUUGGGACAACCCAGCGUUCCAGGAAGAGCUGAAGGAAGUACACCAGAGAUGUGCCGACAGGACAUUGCAAGCGAUGGAGAAGAAUGGAAGCAUAUUUAUCAAGCUGGGACAACACCUGACAAGCUUGAACUACCUACUGCCGAGCGAGUGGUGUGACACCUUCAUACCGCUCCAGGAUAAAUGUCCCGUGAGCAGCUUCAGCAGUAUCAAUGAGAUGGUGCAUAAAGAUACGGGAAAGUACUUGGAGGAGUACUUCAGCGAAUUUGCGGCGGAGCCUAUUGGAGCGGCAUCGCUAGCGCAAGUACACAUUGCAAGAUUGAAGGACAGCGACGAAAAGGUCGCAGUGAAAGUACAGCAUCCGAGCUUGGACGAGUGGGCGGCAUUGGAUAUGGAGGUGACCAAGUUCACUUUCAGGACUCUGCGAUACUGGUUCCCGGAGUACGAUCUCACCUGGCUGAGCGACGAGGUGGAAGCCAGUUUACCGAAAGAGCUAGACUUCAGGGAAGAAUGCAGGAAUGCGAUCAGAUGCAAAGAAUACUUCUCCCACAUCAAAGGGACGCCCUUGGUCGUGCCGGAGGUAUACCAGGCAGAUCGAAGAUUUCUGGUCAUGGAGUACAUCACAGGACAUCGGCCAGACGAUCUGGAAUACCUCGAUGCGAAUGGCAUCUCGAGAGAUGAAGUCGCCGCCGCUCUUUCCCGCAUAUUCAACGAGAUGAUUUUCGGUGACGGUGCACCGCUGCACUGCGAUCCUCACGGCGGCAACCUGGCAAUCAGAAUCAACAACAAACGACGCAAGCCGGGAAAUUUUGACGUCGUUCUAUAUGACCAUGGCCUAUACCGUGAUAUCCCUCAACACAUUCGACGGGCAUACGCUCACAUCUGGCUGGCAGUGCUCAAUACCGACAUCCCGGAAAUGCGAAAGUAUGCCUACGAGAUAGCCGGUCUCACAGACGACGAGUUCCCCAUCUUCGCCUCAGCCAUCACAGGUCGCGACUACAGUGUCCUCACGCGCGAUAUCACCCAAGACCGCAACGAAGAAGAAAAGCGCAGCAUGACCGAAGCUCUCGGUCAAGAUCUCGUUGGGAAACUUGUUGGCAUGCUAGGGCGUGUCCCACGAGUCAUCCUCCUUAUCCUUAAAACCAACGACCUGACUCGAAGUCUUGAGGAGAAUCUCCACACCACAACAGGCCCAGUGAGAUCUUUCAUGAUCCUCGCGAGGUAUGCGGCGAGGUGUGUAUGGGAAGAGGAGUGGGAUCUUGUGAAAGGAAGUGUCCUUUGGCCGACGAAUCUGAUCCAUCUCAGCGCGGCCCUGUAUGGGUAUGCGAAGGUUGCGCUGAAGUUGAAGGUGUAUGAGUACUACCUGAGUGCUAGGAGGAGGCUGGGUGUUGCGGAGAAGUAUGCGAAUGGGUUGGAGGCGUUUCAGUGA